AUGAUUAUCGUAAGUAAAACACAAGAUGAGGUGCGCAAGAUCAUCAAAGAUCUCAAGACCGCGUUCAGCAUCAAGGAGCUCGGAGAGCCACGAUUUAUCCUUGGUAUCGAAGUAACUCGUGACCGGACCAACCGCACCCUUACAUUGUCGCAACGCGGGUACAUUCAGCAGCUCGGUGAAAGAUUCCGAAUGAAAAAUGCAAAGCCCGUUUAUCUACCGGCCGACGCGAAUUCGCGCUUAAGACUUGCCGCUGCAGGCGCUCAAUGCAUCACGAAUGUACCGUACCGAGAGCUGGUCGGAUGCCUUAUGUACAUCGUUACGUGUGCAAGACCCGAUAUCGCGGAUGCAGUCGGCAGUGUGGCCAAGUACUGCGAGAACCACACGAGCGAACACUGGUCAGCGGCAAAGCGUAUACUCAAGUACCUGUUAACGACUCAACAUAUCGCGUUGGUGUAUGAUGGUCAUUUGGCAACCGAGCUAAUAGGCUUUGCAGAUGCGAGCUGGGCUUCGGGGAUGAAGACACCAGGCGUUCCACAACUGGUUUAUGUGUUUAUCCUGAUUGGUGCAGCUAUCGCGUGGAGUUCGCAGCGACAGCCGACAGUCGCAGGUUUUAGUACAGAAGCAGAGUACAUGAGCCUGUACUCUGCCACUCAAGAGAUGACAUGGCUGAGGCGGUUGCUCAAGGAUCUGUGUAUGUACAACGAUGGACCGACGACAGUAUAUCAGGACAACCAAGGAUCUAUUGCGCUUGCACGGAAUUCAGUGUACAACUCGCGAACAAAACACAUUGACACUAAGUACCAUUUUUCGAGAGAACGUGUCGAGUCGAGCGAGCUACAUGUCGAGUACAUAUCAACGGCAGAUAUGGUGACCGAUGCGUUGACAAAGAGUGUACCCCGCCCAAAGCUUGAGAAGUUCAAGUUACAGGUUGGGUUGAAGAAACUUGAUCGCGUAUCGUUUAAGGGAGAGUGUUGA
Peronospora matthiolae is the source of this 975-nucleotide messenger RNA. The record is from the annotation of a GenBank genome assembly. NCBI's taxonomy places the organism in Eukaryota, Oomycota, Peronosporomycetes, Peronosporales, Peronosporaceae.